GCUUGGAGGUCUACUUGGAGACCGACAGUGUAACAUUUCCUCGGCCAAUCACAACGUCACAUCUCUUAUACUUCUGGUUGAAAUUUGAGUGAAAUCGAGCCCCUAAAGGACAGGAUCAGCUAUGAAUGACAUGAAGGAAAGACUUAAAGAUAUUGAAAAGAAACAGAAACUUUUCAAGCAACAACUGUUCAUCUUCACAUCUGCUCUGGAACGAUCACAGGAACAAGCGCAUGGAAGGCUCGAACCAGUCAAGAAUGUUUUCCAGGUCCAGAGGUAUAUGACCCAUCACUGCAGCAAUGCCACGGACAGAAGAAUAUUCUCUUUUUAUAUGGAGAUUGUAUCAGAUCUGAAUAACACUCUGGAGCUCAUCAAGGUCUCUUGCCAAAGCAGUGAUGCUUUGACCACAUGCAAGGUGCUUCUCAACCCAAAUAAUGACAUCAGCCAGUUACGGGCACAGUAUCCACAUGGGGAAAUCCUACGGCUCGGCUGUGAUACCAGGAACUACUUCGGGGGGGUGGUCAGCCUGAUCCCGCUGGCCCUGGACCUGCUGAGGUCGGCCUCCACUCCUGAGGGGUCGCCCUCACUCUCAGCCGCCCCCACCCCCAGCCCACCCCCAUGCCCAUGCCCAUGCCCCUCUCUGGAGGAGCGACUGACUCGACCACACUGCGCCUGCAGCCACGCCGGCGCCCAGGCGGCCAUGGGAGAGAGACGGGCCCAGUCGGCCCAGGGAAACCAAAUCCCAAAACCCACGCACACAGGAGCAUGGCAUUAUGGGAAGGUUGCCUGGAGGCCCCCCUGGGAGCACACAGAAGUGAAGCCUGUAGAACUAUAG
Clupea harengus (Atlantic herring) is the source of this 832-nucleotide messenger RNA. It is a transcript of the gene spaca9, whose product is annotated as sperm acrosome associated 9. Gene Ontology annotation, cellular component: sperm flagellum; ciliary base; acrosomal vesicle. The record is from RefSeq and is a predicted model, not a curated record. NCBI's taxonomy places the organism in Eukaryota, Metazoa, Chordata, Actinopteri, Clupeiformes, Clupeidae.